This is a messenger RNA of Austrofundulus limnaeus, 778 nucleotides long. RefSeq names its product C-C motif chemokine 25. The coding region runs from base 16 to 315 and encodes 99 amino acids. Gene Ontology annotation, cellular component: extracellular region. The record is from RefSeq and is a predicted model, not a curated record. Lineage: Eukaryota; Metazoa; Chordata; Actinopteri; Cyprinodontiformes; Rivulidae. Gene Ontology annotation, molecular function: chemokine activity. The transcript is spliced from 4 exons. Gene Ontology annotation, biological process: immune response.
GACAGCUGAGUGAGAAUGGCAAGCAGCAAAGUUUGUCUGGUGGCAGCCCUGAGCUGCUUCCUUUUAUUUACUGUCUUUUACAACAGCACAGAGUCAGCCAGCUGCUGUAUGAGUUACUCAAAACGCCAACCAUCCUUGAAUAGGAUUUUGGGCUACAACAUUCAGCCCAUCACUGGAUCCUGUGACAUCAGAGCCAUCAUUUUUUUCUAUAAGGACAAACAACAAAGAAACAGGUUUUUGUGUGCAAAACCUUCAAAACCAUGGACCAUGAUGGCAAUGAAGCAUGUCGAUGACAGGAGGAGGAAACUUGAUUAGAUCCUUCAGAAGAAACCAUUCAGCCCUGUCUGCAAAAGCCUGGUGAAGACAUCAGCACUGCAAAUUUUAGUCUGUCAGAGAAGAUUAUAGACGAUACAUGUACAACCUCUCAUUCUGCUCUGGCUGUAUGAAUGUAUGACUUUUUCUUAUAUCUAUUCUGUUUUAUAAACAGUACAGUGUGGUAUUCUUAAUACGCAAAAAACUUGUAAUUAAUACUUGUGUUUCUUUAACAAAAAAUAUAUUUUAAGACUAUUGUGACUCAGAACAUUUGAAAAUUGUUUUGCAUCUACCAGUGUAAUUAAUCUUUGCUGUUGUUGCUCAAAUGUACAUUAUGAACUAUUUUGUCAAAAUAUAAAUGCAAUUCUUUUUCACUUUAAAGUCAACAAUCCUUCAGUCAAUCCCAAUCCCAAAUCAAGGAGGAUGAACAAUCCCAAACAGUCCUUGUUGGUGGUAUGCUGACAUU